CAACAGCAGCAUCUGCAGAGCUCACACCAGUCCUCGCCAGUCUGAACUGAGACGCCGUGUGACAAGGGGCGUUACAAAACUUGGCAAGUGUACGUUUGACUGUUUCGGGUUAAUACAUUACACAGUGGAAUGUCAUGGCGACCUUUAACAAUGAGUAUCACCUUCGUCGUGGGGAAGUGACAGUGAGUUUCCAGUGUUACAGACUUGAGGAGCUACAGGCGAGCAGCAGCGACAGCAGGAGUAGCGACACACGAGGAAGGACAGAUCAGGAGGAACAAAGACAGCAGCGCUAAGCGCCGUCAUGGCGCAACAUGUACCCGUGCCACCGUCGUCCCGCUCCGCCGCCGCGCUGCUGGGGCGCCUCUCACCCAUGGUAUGUCCCUUGGCAAAGUUGGGUCGAGCGUCUCCGUCCAUCGACUCAAAGGUUGCUUACCAUCUGACCCGUGGAUCCCAAAAGUCUCCUCAGCCACUGGAAACAUCAGCAGUUAGCUACCAUCUCGACCCAUCAGCCUACCAUCGCACCACGGCCAGGGCCUCCCCUGCCCAGUUGGACCAGACCGGCUAUAAGCAAAUCGAACAAGGUUACCACGUUCUUGGGCGAACCUCGCCUCCGUUAGACUGUGGCUUCCAACUCCGCAGUUCCCCCGCACUGAGGAGAGCGUCUUCUCCAACACUGGACCAUCUUCAGUGUUACCAUCAACCUACAGAUCAAACUUACAAUUCUCACCACAAACUUGGACGUUCUUCGCCGUCUCUGGACCAAGGUUACCACACUCUGGUAUCUCCGAGCCCUGGACCAUCUACUCCUGGCCCUUGGACUGAACCUCACCCCCCGCUUGUACCGCUUCCCUCAGCAGCAGCUGAACCUCCCAACACUGGCGCAAUGUUGAAAGGCAAACGCUUUCAUUCGAAGAAUUCUCCGUUUGAUCGUCUGCCGGAUGAGGCCGUGAUCAAGAUCUUCUCGUGGCUGGACAGUAGUGAGCUGUGUGUUUGCGCAAGAGUGUGUAGACGGUGGGAUCACCUCGCUUGGGACCCGCGAUUGUGGAGAACAAUCACAUUGAGCGGAGAGGCUGUGUGUGGGGACAGGGCGAUCCGGGGCGUUCUCAGGCGACUCUGUGGACAGGGACGGACCGGCGCAUGUCCUAACGUAGAGCGUGUGUUUCUGAGUGACGGGGCUCGGCUCACUGACAGGGGAUUGACUCUCUUGGCUAGGCGAUGCCCAGAACUCACCCAUCUACAACUUCAUGGGUGCAAUACUGUGACCAAUCCGACACUCUUCGACCUCGCAACUCGAUGCUCCAACCUCCAGCACCUCGAUCUUACUGGGUGCACACGAAUAUCCUGCAUCAGCGUAACACCGGGCCCAGAACCGCCCCGGAGGCUUCUACUCCAGUACCUGGAUCUGACGGACUGCCAUGCCGUGGAGGACGGAGGACUCCGGGUCAUCGUAAGGAAUUGCCCACAGCUGGCCUAUCUCUAUUUGAGACGCUGCGUCCAAAUUACAGACGCUGGCAUAAAAUACGUACCAAGUUUCUGCUCAAUGCUACGCGAACUGAGUGUAUCCGACUGCACCCAAGUAACAGACUUUGGCCUAUACGAACUGGCCAAGCUAGGAGCGACACUGCGGUACCUAUCAGUGGCAAAGUGCGACCAAGUGUCAGACGCUGGUCUCAAAGUGAUCGCCAGGAGAUGCUACAAGCUGAGGUACCUUAACGCUCGGGGCUGCGAAGCAGUUAGCGACGAUGCCAUUACCGUCUUGGCCCGGUCCUGCACUCGACUCCGAGCUCUAGACAUUGGUAAAUGUGACGUCAGUGAUGCAGGACUGAGAGCGCUCGCCGAGAGCUGCCCGAACCUCAAGAAACUGAGCCUCAGGAGCUGUGAUCUUGUGACAGAUAGAGGCGUACAGUGUAUUGCAUAUUAUUGCAGGGGACUACAGCAGCUUAACAUUCAAGAUUGUCAGAUAUCCCUCGAAGGUUACAGAGCUGUUAAGAAAUACUGUAAACGAUGUAUCAUCGAACAUACGAAUCCAGGUUUCUUCUAAAGGAUACUUCAAUCAGUGUUGUGUAACUUUUGCUCCAUACACAAAUCAUGAUGCAGCUGUAAAUGCAUCAUCUGUCGUUCUUUUUCACCAGUUUGAAGAGUUUCAAUAAAAAGAAUCGUGUCAGUUCUAAGACAGGCCUAUAAGGGCAGUGUUGUUCCAUAGGUUUCAUUAUAACCCCUUAUUGAUACUUCCUUACAACAAUGUAGGCUUUGUGGUACUCGCAGCAGUGGUUAUGAAGAGUUCUGUCGCCCACAGUAUAACGCUAUGUAGUCUGCUGAAAAUCAGCUUUCAAUGGACUACAUAUUAUGAAUAUUCCAGAGGAAAGAAAUUUUCUUCCCUCCAUAUAGUUACCUUUUCAUUAGUUGGCACAUGGCGGAACAAUCCAAACGUUUUGAUGUACAAGGUUAGAAUCAGCAGAAGUCAAUUUGAAUGACUGGUCACGCGGUAGGGCACGCCCCACAUAAAUAUACACUCUACUAUUUCUGGCAUCCCAUAGGAAAUAUGCUUCUGAGUUUCUUUACCUUCAGUUGUCUGUAAAUUGGAACAUCCACCGUCUUCCAAGUUUAAACAUGAAGACAACUGAAUUAAUUUCAGACAAGAAAGGGAUUGACCGGGUCUUCCCUUACACUGUGUGAUCCUUUGUGUCCAGUACAUUGGUUUUUCAGAUUACCCAUAUGAAAUACGUAAAUCUAUUGUUCACUGUGGCGCUGUAAUACUCUGCUCUCUUCUGUAACGUAAUUUCUUAUUGCUUAGCAGUGCCAUCAGCAAAAUUUGCACAAUCUCAAUUAGUCCAUUUUGCUCAUUCUGUCUCACAAAACCUGUCAUAUUUUCCGGAUAUCUUUCCAAUAGCUGUCCUCUACUAAAGAUAAACUUACAAAAAUUUAUAGUAUCACAAACAUAUCUGAUCACAUAUAUACCAAAUUAUGUUAAGUCCUGCCUGUAAAAAAAAAUCAUAAAUAUGAUUGCAGUAUCACCGCUUACAGAAAACAACCCCAAUACAGUUUCACUACUGUUAUCAGUCUCAUUUUUAUAUUGAAGAGACGGCAAAGAAUAUGGUGGGUGUAGAACUGGUCAACCUUGAUGAUUUUGCUGUUCACUUAGGGACACACUAAACUUCAGUGUAACAACAGCAAUGACCCGAGUUCUCCAAACAUCAUGCCGAUAUUUUCAUCUUAAACAGUACAGAGGAGCAGAACUUGGCAAUGCCGCGCCUCCUUUCCACUGCGGGAUAGUAUGUUCGUAAUAUGCCGGUUAUGUGAUAUGAAUUACGUGGCCACGGUGACAAUAUAGUGCAUCUCAGCACUACUUCAACAGAGGUGGAGAGCUUUAAUUCUCAGAUAGUUGGAAUGAGACGUAGUUAGGAAGUUCCAUAGCACGUCAUUAAUCUGUGGUGUUGGCCUAAUUGCAUGUUCACAGUUAACAAGAAUUAGUCUCCCGUACAUGUGUACGUAUAAACUGUGCAAUCGAGGAACGUGUAUGACACAUAUCAGUCCAAGAAUUUCUUGGUAUCGCAAAAAUGGUAAAGUGGCUCACUAUUUUGUUUAGCGUGUAAUUUCAUGCAAAGAAAUUCGCUUAGGAUCUAAGUGGUUUAUUUUACAUCCCAUGCGGUCAGAGACGAAAUAUAACACUUGGAAGUCAUUUAGGAAAGGUAAAUUGUGAUCCACUUCACUCUAGGUUGGGCUGAAGAGACCACCCACACUGUUUCAUGGAAAAACCACUUCCACUUCCGGUUGUAGUGGAUCAUUUAGAUUCAAUUUACACCACGUAGAUAUUCGCUUGCUGCUAUCAUUGUAUUUUCUCAAUUUAUUCUGCGAUCCUGUAGAUGGAUGCAGCAUGCUCCUUCGAAUUGUUGACAAACUUCGCCCAGCCUACAUGACAGUACACGCCUGAAGACAGUACACUUCAUACUCACUGCCGAGAGAACCUAAAAUCUUUUCAGAAGUCCUGUUUCCAGGUUCUGCUCUUCUUUCUCAGAGCAUUCUGUCUGGCACCCCCUUACUUACUUGCUAACUUAUGGAGCUGAGCCCUUCUUGAGGAGAAGCCAGUUCUGCACCUACUGGAGAAAUUCCCAGCAUCUUACGGAACCCGAAGGUUCAUUACCGUGUUCACAAGAGUCCUCCACUGGUUCCUAUCCUGAAUCAGAUCAGUCAA
Cryptotermes secundus is the source of this 4192-nucleotide messenger RNA. RefSeq names its product F-box/LRR-repeat protein 7. Bases 302 to 2041 code for a protein of 579 amino acids. The transcript is spliced from 4 exons. The record is from RefSeq and is a predicted model, not a curated record. Lineage: Eukaryota; Metazoa; Arthropoda; Insecta; Blattodea; Kalotermitidae. Gene Ontology annotation, biological process: SCF-dependent proteasomal ubiquitin-dependent protein catabolic process. Gene Ontology annotation, cellular component: SCF ubiquitin ligase complex. Gene Ontology annotation, molecular function: protein binding.